AUGGAAGGAGCCCGCGGACAGUGUCGUGGAUAUCUGGUCCAGGGUCCGCGAUACUGUAUGGACUACGUUAAGGUACCUGCUGACCCGAAAAGCUUAGCAGCGGCUGGAGCAGAGCGGGCGAACGAGAGAAGCGCGUCCGUGUGUGUGCCAAUGCUGAAAAGUGCAAAGGAGGAGCCGAUAGGUGGUGCACAGUACUCGGGUGGCCGCCCAGCGUACGGCGAGGCCAAUGGCAGCCUUGCGAGGAGGGGCCAUGCCAAGCCCGCCAAGGCUUGGCAUAUCUUGGCAGGCUCAUAUUUGCCUGACGGGGUGUGCGGUACGGCUUGUUUGUAUGUCGGCCGCCCCGAGGCCAAAGUCUCUUUUAUGGUGCAGAACCUAUUUCUCAGCGCCAAGAGCUGCCAAGGCCCGCCAAGGCCCGCCAAGACUUCCAAGAGUCCCGCUCACCCUUUCGCUCUUGCCCAAGCUGUUCGUGUAAAUGUAAAGGGCGAAGAAGGUCCCCCCGGGCCUCCGUCGACGUUGUUUCUUUUUCGUUCCCGUUGCCAUCUCUCUCAUCCGACGAACUCAGAGAUUUCCCAGUUUCAGGCGCCCUCGGUGUCAUUUGCACUCGCCUGGGCCAUCAGCUUUCUGUGCCGAAUCGCGCACUCGCCCAAUACUCACCAAGCCCUAUCUGUAACAAACCGUUAG
This is a messenger RNA of Clonostachys rhizophaga, 681 nucleotides long. The record is from the annotation of a GenBank genome assembly. NCBI's taxonomy places the organism in Eukaryota, Fungi, Ascomycota, Sordariomycetes, Hypocreales, Bionectriaceae.